AGGUGAGUCGGUGUGUUGUGGACUCGUGGUGCUGGCUGCCGCUGUUCAGGCGGCCGGGAACGGGCGGUGGGGAGCGGGCGGAGCUGGCCCUGCCUCUGCCUGGCCGGCGCCGCAGUCGGCGCGGGCCGCGCCCGCCGCCGCCAACUGCCCUGAGCGCUUGCUGAGGCCGAGGGAGACGUCGGGGCCUGCACCUGGAGGGAGCCUGCCGCGCUGGCCCCGAGGAGGGGGCGUUGCCAUGGCGACAGCCUCUCCCGCUGCUGACGGGGGGCGGGGGCGGCCCUGGGAAGGAGGGCUGGUCUCCUGGCCCCCCGCCCCUCCCCUUACUCUCCCCUGGACUUGGAUGGGCCCGAGUUGGGGGCAACACCCCGGGCAUUGGGGCUUUCCAGCUCUCACAGAACCUUCAGCAUCCCCAGCUGCCGGUCUUGGCAUCUUCGAAGUAAGGAGAGUUUUAGAUGCUUCUGGAUGUUCAAUGCUAGCACCUUUACAGACUGGAGCAGCUCGAUUUUCUUCGUAUUUACUUUCAAGAGCAAGAAAAGUGCUGGGCUCCCACUUAUUUUCUCCCUGUGGUGUUCCGGAGUUCUGCUCCAUAUCCACCAGAAAGCUGGCGGCCCACGGCUUUGGCGCAUCCAUGGCGGCAAUGGUGUCCUUCCCUCCCCAGAGGUAUCACUACUUUUUAGUGCUGGACUUUGAGGCCACGUGUGACAAGCCACAGAUUCAUCCUCAGGAAAUCAUCGAGUUCCCCAUCCUAAAGCUAAAUGGCCGGACCAUGGAGAUUGAGUCUACCUUUCACAUGUAUGUCCAGCCUGUAGUCCAUCCACAGCUUACCCCAUUCUGUACAGAGCUCACCGGGAUUAUUCAAGCCAUGGUGGAUGGUCAGCCAAGCCUGCAGCAAGUGCUGGAGAGGGUCGAUGAGUGGAUGGCGAAGGAAGGCCUCUUAGAUCCAAACGUCAAGUCAAUUUUUGUCACCUGUGGAGACUGGGACUUAAAAGUCAUGCUCCCAGGCCAGUGCCAGUACUUGGGCUUGCCAGUGGCGGAUUACUUCAAGCAGUGGAUUAAUCUGAAAAAGGCUUACAGCUUCGCCAUGGGCUGCUGGCCCAAGAAUGGACUUCUAGACAUGAACAAGGGCCUCAGCCUGCAACACAUAGGCCGGCCCCACAGCGGCAUUGACGACUGCAAGAACAUUGCCAACAUCAUGAAGACACUCGCCUAUCGAGGCUUCAUCUUCAAGCAGACAUCGAAGCCGUUCUGAUUGGCCGAGGACAGGAUGGGGCAGGACAGGGUAGCUGUUUGGCCUAGCCCAGAAUCCUCCUCUCCCUCACCAGAGGGGAAGAGGGAGAGUGGCAUAGCUCUGUGUCCAGAGUGUCCCCAGCUGCCCUGUGGGCUCAUGCCCUUGGCGUGGGCUUGUGCCCUUGCAAGGGCUUGGCCACUUGGCCCUUCUGGAGCAGACACUUUGUGUCCCCCAUCCCCACCCCUCAAUCUCAGCCCAGUAUCAGCCCCUCCCAUUGCGGGCCUGGGGUAGGGGGACCCAGGCACUCACCGCCUCCUCCCUGGUACACAGGCUUCUGUGGGGCCACCAAGCCCCCCCUGUGCUCCCUCCCAUCCAUAGUGCAUGGUGUGUGGUGCCCCCAGGGCUCCAGGACAGAUCAGGCCCCACCUUGUGUCUACCCCCAUCCCCGCUGUGAACGUGCCACUGAAUAAAGUCGGGGAAACGAGGCA
Molecule: messenger RNA, 1716 nt
Organism: Nomascus leucogenys (northern white-cheeked gibbon)
Lineage: Eukaryota; Metazoa; Chordata; Mammalia; Primates; Hylobatidae
Gene: ERI3
Product: ERI1 exoribonuclease family member 3
Biological process (GO): exonucleolytic trimming to generate mature 3'-end of 5.8S rRNA from tricistronic rRNA transcript (SSU-rRNA, 5.8S rRNA, LSU-rRNA)
Molecular function (GO): nucleic acid binding; 3'-5'-RNA exonuclease activity
Source: RefSeq, a predicted model, not a curated record